Molecule: messenger RNA, 2096 nt
Organism: Mycotypha africana
Lineage: Eukaryota; Fungi; Mucoromycota; Mucoromycetes; Mucorales; Mycotyphaceae
Product: P-loop containing nucleoside triphosphate hydrolase protein
Exons: 2
Coding region: 119-1777 (552 amino acids)
Molecular function (GO): ATP binding; nucleic acid binding
Source: RefSeq, a predicted model, not a curated record
UCCACAGAAAAGAAAGGUUUUCGACAAAGAAAUCACCAUAGAGCGAUUCAAUAGUCAGAAGCGACCCCGUAUAGACGAGACUGAUGGAAAUGAUGAUGUAGCUGAUGUAGAAGGGACUAUGGAUGAUGAAGAGAUCAAGCAAUUUUCGUCCGAUCAACGAAUAGCAACUCCUGAUGAACCUACUUGUGUUGUUUGCGGAAAAUAUGGGGAAUAUAUUAACGAUGACACGGAUCAAGAUAUUUGUAGCUUGGAAUGUAAAGCAAUCAACUCGGAUUUACAUGCUCAUCGUUUGAGGAAAUCGAAACAAACGUCGCAACCUACCAUCAUUGGCCAUAUACACGACUAUGUUGCAGAAAACGUGCAUGCAAAAUUAACAAACUAUCAAGAGCCAGUGUCGAUAGCCCAUCAAAAUGCGGAACACGUCAAGCAAAUGUUACAAGCACAUGAUAUUCACGUCAGAGGCUCUCACAUACCCAAACCUUUUACCACCUAUGACCAACUUGAACCUGUUCUAGGCGCCAAACUACUGCAAAAUAUCGAAUCGCUUGGAUGGUCGAUGGCAACCAGUGUUCAACGGCAAGCCGUUCCUAUCGGUCUUGCUGGAAGAGAUAUGGUGGUGAUUGCCCCCACUUACUCUGGUAAAACAGCCGCAUUUCUGAUACCCCUUCUUGUUCACUGUCAGUCACUUUCUGAAGUGGAUCACCAUAAACGACGAGCAGGGCCUUACGCUUUGAUUAUGACGCCCACGCGAGAAUUAUGUAUCCAGAUAGAAAACAUCUGUAAAAAACUAGCCAUUGGUCUCAGAAAUAUACGUACAGCUUUGUUGAUCGGCGGUCAACCGAUGGCAAACCAACUGUAUCGAUUAAAACAAGGUGUACAGAUCAUUGUGGGCACACCGGGUCGUAUUUUAGAAAUGCUAACGUAUCAUCCCAAGUUGGUACGAGCGUGGAGAAUACGAAUGAUGGUUCUGGAUGAAGCUGAUGCAAUGUUUCAUUUAGGCUUUGCAACCCAAAUACGACAGAUUCUCGGUAAAUUCCCUGAUACAACAGUAAGGCAGACAAGUUAUUUCUCAGCUACGGCUGUAAUUGACGAUAAAUGGAUGCAAGGACUGAUGCGACGGCUCAGGUCACCUGUGGAAGUGACCGUAGGACAAACUACGGCUCGUUCUACCACUACGUCUACCACGACUACUGCAGCAGCCAUAACAGAAGCAAAAUUGCCAGAAAUGACAAAUCAAGUUCGACAAACCAUUCUAUGGGUGGAAAACAAGAGUAAAUUUAAGCGAUUGUUAUCCAUUUUGCAAGACCCAAAAUACUUUGUAGUACCUGUAUUGGUCUUUGUGGAAAGUCGGUUGGGCGUUGAGUUUCUGACAAGGGCAAUAAAAAAGAAAUAUGGACAUAUUAAAGUUAUCUCAAUGCAUGGGGACAAAACGCAGGAAGAAAGGGCCAUGAUCAUUGCCGGUAUCAAUCAGCCGGAACCAGCGUGGGAUGUCAUCAUUUCAACAGAUAUACUAGCUCGCGGGAUGGAUCUACCCUCUGUGAAGCUGGUCAUCAAUUAUGAUAUGCCGGCAACAUUGACUGAUUAUACACAUCGUAUAGGCAGAGCUAUUUUGCAGAAGCCACUGCCAAAGAAUUCAAAGCAACAGAGAGGUUGGGUCAUUACAUUCAUCAAUAAGGAGCAUGAACAUUUAUUACCAUCAAUUGCUGCUAUUCUGGCUAAAAAGUCACCGGCCGAAGUGACGCCUUUGCCAGCAGAAUUGAAGCGAUACCUUAAAUAAUUAUCAUUACCCUUUUACGUUACGCAAAAACUGAUCUACCUUUUUUUUGUUUCGUUUGCAAUAACAUUAUUUAUUGAUAAACAUUGUAUUGGCUUAUCAGUAUUCUUGCCAAUGACAGAAGCUGAAUCUUCGUUUUCAAAUUGUAUUUUUCAAAAAAAGAUAAACCUUGAAAAUGUUAUGAGCCCUUUUUUAUAAGGAAUCUGGGCAGUUAGAGUACAUCCCAAUUCUUGAUUGUUCUUCAUCCUUCCUUCGCAGUUUGGAAUUCCGCUGUCGACCGACGCCUUUUUACCCAGAAAAAACUUUUUUUUUUUUUUCUUUC